Phaedon cochleariae (mustard beetle) is the source of this 1425-nucleotide messenger RNA. The record is from the annotation of a GenBank genome assembly. NCBI's taxonomy places the organism in Eukaryota, Metazoa, Arthropoda, Insecta, Coleoptera, Chrysomelidae.
AUGUCUCUGAUUGUGACGUUGAAAGGUCGUACAUCUACGCUCUCCAUAGACUUUUUGACACCACUUCAACUCGAUCCAGACUCUGAUUACGGACUAGCAUUGUUGGGAUUUCAUUCAUACAACAGUAUUCCAAAUAUCGACAAAGGAUCAAAGUUUUAUCUGCAAGAUAAGACCAAGGCGGGAAAGAUCAUCGAUAUUCCCGAAGUUUCAUACGACAUUGCUACAAUAUUGUCAGCCCCCGUGUUCGACGUUUUCCGCAAACCCAGAUUCGAUGAAAGCAUCACUAAAGUGGAGUGGCGCACCUAUUACCCAUAUGUGAAAUCAUUCGAAAACAAUGAUGUCAUCGAUAUUACAGUCGAUCAAGCAGAUUCGUUAUUUGAAGGCAUCAUUACCAUCAAGGGUAAAUUGGUUGUGACCGGAGGUGGUAUUGGUACAUCAACUCACAAUGCUGGAGCCUAUCUCUUCGAUUCCUGUACCUAUGAAUCGUGCAAUAAAGAAUUGGACACUGUCAGAUAUUCUGGAAUAACGAGUAAUGUGCGAGAAUACUUGUGUUACACACCUGAAGACUCACGCCAUCUAGCCAUAGCAGGCUGGAACUAUCCCAACGCUUCGAUUCUCAACGCCGAUAAAACGUUCAGCAUGAACAUUCCACUGAAACAUUUGUUUUCCAUCAUUAACGAUCAUCAAGUGGCAACGUGGGGCAAGCAGUCUAUCCGUUUUGUGAGAGCUCGCAAUGAUGCCAACAGUGUGAAGGUUGUCGAGAGAGCGAAUACUGCUUUGCCAGGAUCUCGUCAGACUCAGAGCACUGCUAAAAUAACAAUUGAAAGCAUCAAUUUGAAAGUGUCGCAUCUUACACCCAACGAUGACAUAAAGUUGCAGUUGUUGACACGUAUCAAGGCAGAUGAGUCUAUGAUGAUACCGUUUCGUCGAUGGUUAUUGCACGAGCUACCAGCACUCACACAAGGAUCCGCCAUAGAAAUCUGUCUCAGAUAUGUUGAAGUGUUUUUCCAAACGAAAAAAGCCGAUAAUUCGCAUGAAGACGUCACCUCGUUCGAUAAUGCCAACAUCAAAUCCAUACGAUUGGCUCUGAAUAGCGACUAUUAUCCGCAAGAAAGAAUGCUAUUGGACUUUUCCAAAGACCAAUAUGCCGACGCUCACUUCAACUAUACAGAUUUCAACAAGAGCUACCAUAACUGUCAACAAAAACGCUCUCUAGUGAAUUUCAAUGAAUUCAAAACCCGACCAAUGUUUGUUAUCGAUUGCUCAAGGCGCCAUCUAGGUCUGAAGUCGUCUACAGUUGACACAAAGUUGGACAUUGAAGCGACGACAGGUUUCUUUCCCGACACCAAAGCCUAUUGCAUCAUCGUUCACGACCAAAUCAUAGAACUCCUCCCACUCAGCGGAAUUGUUCGAAAUAUCGCCUAG